This is a messenger RNA of Filobasidium floriforme, 1098 nucleotides long. Its product is annotated as glycoside hydrolase. Gene Ontology annotation, molecular function: glucan endo-1,3-alpha-glucosidase activity. The coding region runs from base 7 to 1071 and encodes 354 amino acids. Lineage: Eukaryota; Fungi; Basidiomycota; Tremellomycetes; Filobasidiales; Filobasidiaceae. The transcript is spliced from 3 exons. The record is from RefSeq and is a predicted model, not a curated record.
UCAAGGAUGCUGAGUAUAUCGGAAUGGUUUUUGUGGCAGUUCAAUUGGUUCUCAACUUCGGAUACCGCGGCUGUGAUCAACAUCAUGAAACCCCUCAUCGGUCUCCCUGCACAACACCGUGUGGCUGGAUCCAACGCCGCUUUCGUCUCCACCUUCUCCGGUGACGGCUUCGAUUGGUCCGCCGUUCGUUCUGCCUUUCCCUCUACCCCUCUAUAUAUCGUUCCCAAUUGGCAACCUUCGUCAGACAACGCAAGGAACGCUGGAGUGGAUGGGCUGUUUAGCUGGUACGCUUGGCCGAGCGUCGAUAAUGGACCCGUGGAUAGAAAGAUGUCUACAGAUAAGGAUCAAGAAUAUAUCGGUCAGCUGAGUGGGGCGGGAAAAGCAUACAUGGCACCGGUUUCCCCUUGGUUCUUUACUCACUUUGGCAAGGAAGUGUCGUACAGCAAGAACUGGUUGUUCAAAUCCGAGACUCUCUGGUACGAGAGGUGGGAGCAGAUUCUCGACCUCGCUGAUCGGUCUCCAGAACUUCGGUACCUUGAGAUCAUCACCUGGAAUGAUUACGGCGAGUCUCACUAUGUCGGACCCUCCAACAAUGGGCACAGUGACGACGGCUCGGGACCGUGGACGGACGGGUUGUCCCACGACGCUCUCCUCGAGUUCGCUCGACCUUAUAUCACCGCCUUCAAAACUGGUUCCAGGAGACCGGUUAUCGAUCGGGAUAUGCUGGUCUAUUGGUACCGACCUCACCUCAAGGGCGUCUCUUCAUGCGAUGACACGGACAACUGCGGAGCGAGGCCUGCUGGUUGGGACAUCGUCUCCGACAGCGUGUUUGUCGCCAGUUUCAGUUCCAGCGGAGGUUCCGUCACCGUCAAGAGCGGGAACAAGGGAGAAGCCACCAAGAGUAUCGGGGCUGGCGUCAGCAUGAUGCAAUUCGACAUGGGCGCGGGAGAGCAGGUCUUUUCCUUGUCGAGUAGCACAAAGAAGGUUUCGGGGUCAGGAAGUAGCGCUGUGCUCAAUAGCUGCUGGAAAGGGCUGUAUAACUUCAAUAUCCAAUCAGGGUUGCUACUGUGAAACGUAGAAACACACCAGGUUGUACCG